UUCUCUGAGGCUCGUCAUUAGAAUGUGAGGAAAGCCACACAGAUAUUGCCCAGACUACUCAAAGAUUGUUUGGUUUACACUGAGAGCUAUUGCUCCGCUUCCGUGCGGCAGAAAAAUGAGGUUGCAACAAUUCUUUUGUGUUUUUUUUAUUUUUGUGAUGAGUCUUCUUCUUAUCAACGGACAGAGACCAGCUAAUUUGGCGUUGAGAAGAAAAUUGCACAGACACAACUGCCUUCAGAGGAGAUGUAUGCCACUCCAUUCACGGGUGCCCUUCCCCUGAGAUCUUAAGCUAACUUCACCUGGUCUGCCAGAAGAGGAGUGAAUAAAAGAUACCCACCCACACCAUAGUGUGAUUGCUAAGAAGUUCCUGUACAAAAAGGAAUCAUUUGAAAGCACCUGCGAUGGUUUCUUAGUUUUACAGGAUUCUCUUUUUCCUGGUUUCUCUUUAGAGGGGAAAAUAACAUAAAUUCAAAAACAAUUCCAAUCCGA
This is a messenger RNA of Prionailurus viverrinus (fishing cat), 489 nucleotides long. It is a transcript of the gene APELA, whose product is annotated as apelin receptor early endogenous ligand. The transcript is spliced from 3 exons. Gene Ontology annotation, molecular function: apelin receptor binding. Gene Ontology annotation, biological process: heart development; apelin receptor signaling pathway. Lineage: Eukaryota; Metazoa; Chordata; Mammalia; Carnivora; Felidae. The record is from RefSeq and is a predicted model, not a curated record. Bases 116 to 280 code for a protein of 54 amino acids.